Messenger RNA from Brienomyrus brachyistius, 1642 nucleotides. It is a transcript of the gene bnip3lb, whose product is annotated as BCL2 interacting protein 3 like b. Gene Ontology annotation, biological process: positive regulation of apoptotic process; defense response to virus; mitochondrial outer membrane permeabilization. Gene Ontology annotation, cellular component: nucleus; mitochondrial outer membrane; mitochondrial envelope. The transcript is spliced from 6 exons. Lineage: Eukaryota; Metazoa; Chordata; Actinopteri; Osteoglossiformes; Mormyridae. The record is from RefSeq and is a predicted model, not a curated record. The coding region runs from base 113 to 751 and encodes 212 amino acids.
ACAGCGUCCUCAGCUAUUCCGCAACAAUCAGCCGGGCGCGGCGACAGCGGCGGCGCGCGCGUCCGUCCCGUCAGUUUAUUAGUGACGCUCACGAGCCACGCGCACAGGCAUCAUGGCCGCUGCAAGCGACGAAGACCCAGGGCUCAACGGGUCCUGGGUGGAGCUGGGAAUGAACAGAAACGGCGGUGCCCCGAUACAGCCACCAAGCCAGGGGACACCCCCGGUGGGGGCCCAAGACACCAGCACGCUGGGGGAGGCUGGGGGGCUGGAACACGUACCCUCCUCUUCCUCAAUCCACAACGGCGAUAUGGAGAAGAUUCUGCUCGAUGCUCAGCAUGAGUCCAGCAGGAGCAACUCUUCCUGUGACAGCCCCCCCAGGCCCCACAGUCCACAGGAUGAGGGACAGAUCACUUUCGAUGUGGAUGUCAGUGCCGUGAAGGAGGGCCAGGUGGAGGAGGAGAGGCUGGACAGGGAGAGGGAGGACGACAUCCUCAUGAGGGGCUCUGACUGGGUGGCCGACUGGUCGAGUCGACCUGAAAACAUCCCUCCAAAAGAGUUCCACUUCCGCCACCCCCGGCGCACGCUGACCCUCAGUAUGAGGAAGACAGGAGCCAUGAAGAAAGGGGGUGUGUUCUCCGCUGAGUUCCUCAAGGUCUUCAUCCCCUCACUGCUCCUGUCACACAUCUUGGUGCUGGGGCUUGGGGUGUACAUCGGGAAGAGGCUGACCACACCCCCUGCCAGCUCCUUCUGAGCCCCGCCCUCACUGCCCAAACUCCUCCCUCUGACUCUCACCCUCUUGCCACGCCCACACUCUCUAUUUCCUUCUUAAACGUUUAUGUUGUCCAGUGGUCCUGCCCACCCUGAAACACUGCAAGGUGACGACUGCCACCUCAUUUCAGGCUCCGCCCCUUGUCACUCCUGGAGGGGCGGAGCUACAGCAUCAGCCAACCUCAAAACUGAUGUCUGUCAAACAAGCCGCCCUCUGAGCUGAAACCUAUGGUGGGAGAUUUCAGCAACUGAGAGUGUGUUUGACUAAACAUGGGGCAGCGAUGUGGCAGCGCCUGAUUGGCUCAGUCCCACAAAGGUUAUCAUUAUCAUUCUCAUCACAGUCAUAAUUAUAACCCUUACGGUGUAGUUUAGUAGUGACCGUCUGAUGCUUGAAUCUGAAACAUAACAGAAAUUAGAAGUGCAGUUCCUCAGAAUGCCAGCUGGGGGCGCUGUGCAGCCUGUAGGUCAGGAAGUGGCUGGGGACAGGAAUCCUCAGUGUGUAUGAGAGAGACCCCCCUCAGCCAGCCUGGUGUGAAUUAUCUUUAUCUACCUACCCCCAAUCCCCCCCCACCCCCAGCAUCACCUGCACUCCCAUCUCCCCCGCACCUCCUCCACCUCCUUCCUCAGCGGCCUUGCAGCCUGGGGCUCGAGGCUUGGCUGAACACACUGAACCUGCACGAUGGGGGAUUUCCUGCCUGGUCCUUGUGUUUUGGUUUUCUUUCCGCUGGAAAGGGGAGCAUGAGAGAUGGCAAAGCCGCCAUAGUAAUUCCGAUAAUGAUGGUUAGUGUUUGUUCCUAGAAUUGGCAGGUUUUUUUUUUUUUUGCUUUGAUUUCUCUGACUGAUUUUUGUCAUUAAAAUCCUCCACUGCAGCAAA